CAGCGGGGGAGGGCAGCGCAGAGCUACUGAGGGCGCCCCGGACUAGCCGCGCCGGGCUGGGCGGCGGCGCCCGGGCUGCUCCCGCCGCCGCCCCGCUCAGAGGCAGCACCCCAAGACCCCAGACCCGAAGCCCCGGCGCGUCUCUGAGCCAUGCCGCCCCCGGCGCUGUUCUGUGCACUCUGCUGCAGCCUCCUGGCUGUGUCAGCGCGCGCCGGCUACUCAGAGGACCGCUGCAGCUGGAGGGGCAGCGGCCUGACGCAGGAGCCCGGCAGCGUGGGGCAGCUGACCUUGGCCUGUGUGGAGGGCGCCAUCGAGUGGCUAUACCCGGCUGGGGCGCUUCGCCUGACUCUGGGCGCUCCUGACUUUGGCACGAGGCCGGGCAUCACCUGUUUGCGCCCAGCGCGGCCCUUCGCGGGCGCCCAGGUCUUCGCUGAACGGGAGGGCGGCUCCCUGGAGUUGCUGCUGACCGAGGGUCCAGGCCUGGCAGGGGGCCGCUGCGUGCACUGGGGUCCCCGCGAGCGCCGGGCCCUCUUCCUGCAGGCCACACCGCACCGCGACAUCAGCCGCCGGGUGGCUGCCUUCCGCUUUGAACUGCGUGAAGACCGAAACCCAGAACUGCCUCCACAAGUCCACGGCCUUGGUGAGGAUGGUGCCUGCAGGCCCUGCAGUGAUGAGGAGCUCCUCCUGGCUGCAUGUACCAGUGACUUUGUGAUCCGCGGGACCAUCCACAGGGUCACACAUGACAUGGAGCUGCAGGAGUCUGUCAUCACUGUGGUGGCCACCCAUAUCCUCCGCCAGACACUGCCACUGUUGGGGAUGGGGGGGCCUGCAGGCCAGGGGCAGGUCUUCAUUCGAACCCAGCUGCGCUGUGGUGUCCGCCCUGGCCCAGGCACCUUCCUCUUCAUGGGCUGGAGCCGCUUUGGUGAAGCCUGGCUGGGCUGUGCCCCUCGCGUCCAAGAAUUCACCCGAGCCUACACAUCUGCCCAGGCUGCCCACCUCCACCCCUGUGAGGUACCCUAUGUAGGCGCCAGUGCACGGCAGGUUGAGCAUGUGUUGUCGUUGCUGCGUGGUCGCCCGGGAAAAAUGGUGGAUCUGGGCUCUGGAGACGGCAGAAUUGUGUUGGCGGCCCACAGGUGCGGUCUCCGCCCGGCUGUGGGCUACGAACUGAACCCGUGGCUUGUGGGGCUUGCGAGGUUGCAUGCCUGGAGGGCCGGUUGUGCUGGCAGCGUCUGCUACCUUCGUGAGGAUCUCUGGAAGGUGAGCCUGAGGGACUGCCGAAACGUGUCCGUGUUCCUGGCCCCCAGCGUGCUCCCCUUGCUGGAAGAUAAACUGCUGGCAGAGCUGCCUGCUGGGGCUCGUGUGGUAUCUGGACGCUUCCCCCUACCCACCUGGCAGCCUGUGGCUGUGAUAGGUGAAGGCCUAGAUCGGGUCUGGGCCUACGAUGUCGACAUGGACGUCCACCAUGCCAGACCUGCUGCCACAUCCUGCUCCAUCCUGCCCACCCCAGGACCUGGUUCUGCCUUGGCCCCCAGCCUCCCCAAUUCUCAGGCUGGCUGACUGGACACAAUAAAGGCUCAUAGAUCACAGGCUUA
Urocitellus parryii (Arctic ground squirrel) is the source of this 1592-nucleotide messenger RNA. RefSeq names its product meteorin, glial cell differentiation regulator (gene Metrn). Gene Ontology annotation, molecular function: hormone activity; protein-lysine N-methyltransferase activity. Gene Ontology annotation, cellular component: mitochondrion. NCBI's taxonomy places the organism in Eukaryota, Metazoa, Chordata, Mammalia, Rodentia, Sciuridae. Gene Ontology annotation, biological process: glial cell differentiation; regulation of mitochondrial ATP synthesis coupled proton transport; positive regulation of proton-transporting ATP synthase activity, rotational mechanism. The record is from RefSeq and is a predicted model, not a curated record.